Molecule: messenger RNA, 4809 nt
Organism: Arabis nemorensis
Lineage: Eukaryota; Viridiplantae; Streptophyta; Magnoliopsida; Brassicales; Brassicaceae
Source: the annotation of a GenBank genome assembly
AUGGAGUUGGUGGGUAAAGUCAUCAGGAAGGAGAUCGAUGGGGUUGGGUUUUGCUCCGGGACGGUUCGAUCUUACGAUUCGUCUGGAUUUUUCCAGAUCGUUUAUGAGAAUGGACUUACGGAGAUUUCAAAAUUGGACGAGGUUACUGCUCUCGUGAUGGGACAAGGGAAUUCUCAGGAGACGUCGACUCAAGUGAAGCCGCGAGUUGGUAGGAGGGGAAGGAAACGGUCUCGGGUCGUGAGGAUUGAUGAGAUCAAGCGUGGUAGCUCUAGCGGAGGGACGGUGAAAUGGCAGAGUGAGGUAAAUGUCAUGAGAAAUGUCGAUUUAAAUGAUGUUGUUGCGGAGGAUUCUGGGGCUAGUGAUUGUUUAGGUUUGGAAUUGGGAGGGAAUGUUGAUUUGAAUUGUGGUCCUGUGGAAACCCUAAGUAGGAAAUGGGAGUGUGUGACGGAUUUGAAUAGGAAUGUGCCGGAACCAAGUACUGGGUUUGAUUUGAAUACUGGGUUGGAUUGGAGUUUGAAUGAAAGUUUAGGUUUGGUUAAUGUAGAUAUCGAUUAUGAGGAAAACUCUAGUGAGAGAAAGAGGGGAUUGAUUGAUCUGAACGUUGAUGCGAGCUGUGAUUGGGAUAAUGCUGGAGACUGUGCGUUGAGUGCACAGAAGGAGGGAGGAUUCGAUUUGAACUUGGAGGUUAACGCUGAAGACAUCAAGGAGGAGGAUGUAUUCGUUCAAGUGAAUGGAACUGUCGAAGUUCAAGAAAUCAACAUGCAGGACGAAAAUGGUGUCAAGGGUCAUCUUGAGACUGGAGAAUAUAAAGAAGUUCAUGUUGCUGAAGUAUCAAGAGCUCAGCUUUUGGAGGAGCUACAGAAGCAGAAUAGUGUUUCACUGCAAGAUCUCAAUACUCCUGAAUCUAAUGGGGUUGAGAGGGAUCAUGAUCUGCCUGAGCAUGAUGCUAAGACUGUUGACGAGCAUCCCUCUGAUAGGGAAAUUUCGGAUGUAUAUACAAGUGGUAGGAGGAAAAGAAGAAAAGGCUUGGAGAAUCCAAAAUUCACGAGUCAACCUCGGUUGAGAAGAAGUGCUCGUAGAACAUUGGCUCGAUCUCCUGUCAGUAGCACUGUAACAGCUUGCUUAGUUGAUGAAGUAUCCCCUUCUCCGUCAGUUAGUAGUCUGACAGAGGAAAAAACUUGGAUCGUUGAUGGAAAAGCUGAGAAUAUUUCUAUGCUUCCUUCAAAGCCACAAUUACCUCCAUCCUCGCAUAAAUGGGAUUUAGAUGGGCUUUCCAUACUUGAUGUCUUUGCUGCUUACUCUUGUCUGAGGUCCUUCAGUACUCUGCUGUUUUUGAGCCCCUUUGAGUUGAAGGAUUUUGUGGAAGCCGUGAGGUGCAUGUCUCCUAGUCUAUUAUUUGAUAGCAUCCAUGUUUCUGUCUUGCAAAUAUUAAGAAAACAUUUAAAACAACUCGCUGCUGAAGGUGACCUAUCUGCGUCUGCUUGCCUGAGGAGUCUUGAUUGGGAUACGUUGGAUGUGGUUACGUAUCCCCUUUUUGUGAUCGAAUACCUGCUAUUUUCUGGGUCUAAGGACAACCCUGGAAUGGAUCUUACUCGGUUGAAUUUGUUCAGAAAUGAGUAUUUCAGACAACCCAUGAAUCUGAAAAUUGAGAUACUUAACCGUUUGUGUAAUGAUAUGACAGAUGCUGAAGUUGUGAGAUCAGAGCUUAAUAAAAGAUCUUUUGCAGCUGAGUCUGUAACGGAACUUGAUAGGAAGUCGAACACAGAAGUACGACGCAGAAAGCGAACUAUGAUGGGGCUAGCAGAUCAUUUGUCUUUAAAUGAUGAGGUCAUUGGUGGCUCGUUUGACCGGAACAGUGACGACUGCUGUCUUUGCAAAAUGGAUGGGAGCUUACUGUGUUGUGAUGGCUGUCCGGCUGCCUAUCAUUCUAAGUGUGUCGGUGUUUCCAGUCAGCUAUUGCCUGAGGGUGACUGGUACUGCCCUGAAUGUGCAUUUGAACGGCGUGUACCAGGAUUGAAGCCUGAAAAGCAAAUCCGAGGAGCAGAGUUUAUAGAGAUUGAUCCCCAUGGCAGAAGAUACUACAGCAGUUGUGGCUACUUGUUGGUGAUAGAUACAGAUGGAUCAGGCUCAUUGAACUACUACCAUGUGAAUGACGUGAACCUUGUGCUGGAGCAGCUAAAGGCAUGCAGUAGUUUCUAUAGUGGCGUAAUAAGUGCAAUUAAGAAACACUUGGAUAUCCCUGUUGGGCUGGAGAGAACAGUCAGCGGUGUAAAUUCCCAAAUGUCUGUAUGCUUGGCUAAGCCAGCCGAAGGAAUCAUUCCUUCUAUUGAUGGGUUUAAGGCUCCUCUACCAGUUCCCGAAAAACAGUCAACAUCUGAUGUUAAAAAAUCCAGCAAUGGAGGUUCACAUAAUCGUCGUCCUAGGACUCGACGGAUGAUAUCAGAUUCAGCUACUGGGCGAAAUACCCUUAAUAUGAGUUCUGAAGGAUCUGCUGAAACUGUACAAAAUGGUUUGGAUGUCCAGGGUCUUCAUAAGACAGCACCAUCAAGCAUUUUGGAUAUCAUGAAAGAGCCAAAUUCGAAUUCGUCUUCCCAUAAUUUGGCUAGAUUGAACACAAGGAAAGGAAUCAGACCGAAUGUGCAGAGCGAAACAGGCUACAGAAACCAUUACAUAUUUGCUCAGAUGACUACAUCAAUUUAUCAAGAGAUGAUGUGUAAGUCACUAAUCCGUACCAAUGAUAUGAGAUCUGAUGAAGAGAUAGCUUCUACCCAGGUGAAGACUAUAUUGAUGCAAACCACCAAAUUUCAAUGGCGAAACAUCCAAAGCCUCUACCUAGAUGUAUGGAAAGAAAAGUGUGGAUGGUGUCAUUCUUGCAAAAGUUCUGAUGAUGACGUUGGGAAUGAGACAAAUUGUUUGUUUAACAUGAGUCUUGGGGCUUUACAGGGUCCUUCGGAAAGUCAAGUUGCCAACAGUCGGUUCGUUGAUAAGACAAGUCAUCUGUUUGCUAUCAUAUGCCAGAUAUUAUCCAUGGAAAGUCGACUGCAAGGUCUUUUGGUUGGUCCAUGGUUGAAUCCACAGCACUCCAGGAUUUGGCGUGAACACAUUCUGAGCGCAUCAAAUAUCUCAAGCUUGAAACGUUUAUUAGUUGAGUUAGAGGCAAAUUUGCAUCAUCGUGUACUUUCACUGGAGUGGCUAAACCAUGUUGAUUCUGCCGUAGUAAUGGGCUCAGCUAUUCAUGUUCUCAUUGCUUCGUCACGAUCAUGGUCAAAAACUGCUAUUGGUAAAAGAAGGGGGACACUGCUGGAGUCUGGGGCUAACCCUACUGCAAAGAAAAAUGGUGGAUUGACCAUGUGCUGGUGGAGAGGCGGCCGAGUUUCACGGCGGUUAUUCAACUGGAAGGUUUUACCUCGCUCUUUGAUCUCGAAGGCUGCUAGACAAGGUGGAAGUAUGAAUAUUCCAGGAAUACUGUAUCCUGAGAAUUCAGAUCCGGCUAAGAGAAGCCGACGCAUUGCCUGGGAAGCAGCUGUUGAGUCAUCUAUGACUUCAGAGCAGCUUGGUUUGCAGGUGAGGACACUCCACUCUUACAUAAUGUGGGAUGAUAUUGAAAACAGUCAUCUUCUUCCUGCAACGGACAAAGAAUCCAAAAAAUCUGCCAGGCUAUUCAAAAAAGCGAUUGUCCGUAGGAAGUGCACAGAGGAAGAGACUGUGAAAUAUCUCCUUGACUUUGGUAAGAGGAGAAAUAUUCCAGAUGUUGUAUUGAAGAAUGGUUGCAUGGUUGAAGAAUCCUCGAGCGGAAGAAAAAAAUUCUGGUUGAACGAAUCACAUGUGCCUUUACAUCUUCUGAAAGGAUUUGAAGAGAAAAAAGCUGUCCGAAAAAUUAGUAAGCCAGUAGGCUCUUUCAGACAUUCUGAGAUAGACAAAGUACGGAAAAGGUCUUCAGAGGGAAAAGGAUUCUCAUACCUAUUUGAAAGGGCAGAAAGAUCUGAAUCCUCUGUGUGCGAGCAAUGUAAGAAAGAUGUGCCUUUGAGUGAAGCUGCCUGCUGCCACAUCUGCAAAAGAUCAUUUCACAAAAAGCAUAUCAGGAGGGCGGAGAAAGAAGGCAUGUACAUCUGUCAUGAAUGCAGAAGUGAAGUGGUAGCGAAAGAAAUACCCAUCAAACGGAAAAGAGGGCGGCCCCCGGGGAGUUUCCGUAAAAAAAUUGGAGUUCAGAGUCUUCAGACACAGAAGCACAAAAUGGUCAUACCUGCCCGCAAAUCAACUCGGCUAAAGAAGACUAAAACUUCACUGGCAGAGAGAAUUUCCAUAAGGUCAAAGAAUCAUAAGAAGGUUGUUGCAAGCAAACCAUUGCGACGUUCAGGCAGGCAAACAAAGCAUGUUAUUCGGCUACAAGAUGAAAGUAAAGUACCUGCAGAGAGUAAGAAACGGAAACUGGAAACCAAAAGAGGCAGAGGCAGGCCUAAGAAAGUAAAACAAGAGAUUUCCAUUAAGAAGGAGAGAUCAGAAAGGUGUUUUAGCUAUUGGUUGAAGGGCCUCCUGUUAUCCAGAAAGCCUGGUGAUGAACGGGUCAAGAAGUUCCAGAAAGAUAGAUAUUAUAUUUUAUUGAAGAACUCUGAGCCUGACCAUGAUCAACCUAAGUGUCAUUUAUGCAGCUCGACUGAAGCUGGAUCAACAUUCAUUGCUUGCGAAAUCUGUGGAGAAUGGUACCAUGGAGAUGCAUAUGGUCUUAAUGAGGAGAAUUCAAGUAUGGUGAUUGGAUUCCGGUGCCAUCUCUGUAGGAAACAAGCUUCUCCCAUCUGCCCACAUAUGUGA